Molecule: messenger RNA, 1805 nt
Organism: Corylus avellana
Lineage: Eukaryota; Viridiplantae; Streptophyta; Magnoliopsida; Fagales; Betulaceae
Product: Major facilitator superfamily protein
Biological process (GO): molybdate ion transport
Cellular component (GO): membrane
Molecular function (GO): molybdate ion transmembrane transporter activity
Source: RefSeq, a predicted model, not a curated record
CUUCACUCUCUCUGCACGUACCUCACAGUAUCUCAGAUUGCAGAGGACCCUUUUGGUCUCUCAUUUCUUUGCCUCUAACUGAGUGCAAAAACCCAAAGAAGGAACAGAGAAGGGUGAAAAUGGAGAUGUUCUACUAUUUGGUGUUUGGGGGUUUGGGAGCGGUGGUGGCAGCGCUGGAGCUGAGCAAAACAAGCAAGGACCGAACCAACACCUCAUCUGCUUUCAAUUCCUUCAAGAACAAUUACCUUCUCGUUUACUCUCUCAUGAUGGCCGGGGAUUGGUUGCAGGGUCCUUAUGUCUACUAUCUUUAUAGUCAGUAUGGUUUUGGGAAAGGGGACAUUGGACAGCUUUUCAUUGCUGGGUUUGGGUCCUCCAUGUUGUUUGGGACAAUUGUUGGAUCUCUGGCUGACAAACAGGGUCGAAAGAGGGCAUGUGUGACAUACUGCAUAGCAUACAUACUGAGCUGCAUUACAAAGCAUUCUCCUCAAUACAAGAUUUUGAUGUUGGGCCGUGUUUUGGGAGGUAUCGCCACUUCUCUCCUAUUUUCAGCUUUUGAGUCAUGGCUUGUAGCAGAACACAACAAGAGGGGCUUUGAGCAACAAUGGUUGUCGAUCACAUUCUCAAAGGCAGUAUUUCUUGGCAAUGGCCUUGUUGCCAUUGUUGCUGGGUUGUUUGGUAAUUUACUUGUUGACACCUUGUCUCUUGGCCCUGUGGCACCCUUCGACGCUGCUUCCUGCUUUCUUGCCAUUGGUAUGGCCAUCAUUUUAUCAUCAUGGACAGAGAACUAUGGAGAUACUUCUGAGAGCAAGGACUUGCUUACCCAAUUCAAGGGUGCUGCUGUUGCCAUUGCUUCUGAUGAGAAAAUUGCAUUGCUUGGUGCAAUACAGUCGCUGUUUGAAGGUUCAAUGUACACCUUUGUGUUUCUCUGGACUCCAGCUUUGAGCCCAAAUGAUGAGGAGAUCCCUCAUGGUUUCAUCUUUGCGACAUUUAUGUUGGCUUCAAUGUUGGGAAGCUCCCUUGCAUCUCGGUUGAUGGCCCGCUCAUCAGCUAGAGUAGAGAGCUACAUGCAGAUUGUUUUUGCAGUUUCCGCUGCUUCUCUUCUGCUUCCCAUUGUGUCCAAUUUCUUGGUAACACCUUCAAAGGUGAAAAGUCGAAGCAUCUCAUUUACAGGUUGUAUUCAACUUCUUGGGUUCUGUGUUUUUGAGGCUUGUGUGGGGUUAUUCUGGCCGUCCAUUAUGAAAAUGAGGUCCCAGUACAUUCCUGAGGAGUCCAGGAGUACCAUCAUGAACUUCUUCCGCAUUCCUCUCAAUAUUUUUGUGUGCAUUGUGUUGUACAAUGUUGAUGCGUUCCCAAUCACUAUUAUGUUUGGUAUGUGCUCAAUUUUCCUCUUCGUGGCAUGUUUCUUGCAGAGGCGGCUCAUGGUGAUUUCAGACAAGCCAAAGACAGUAGAUUGGGCAUCAUCGAAGGAGAAGGAUACUGAGGCAGAGCCAUUAAACAUCUAAUUGAUGUAGAGCUGACAGACUACUAGGAAUUUUUGGGAGGUCAAAACCGGCCACCGGGUUCAUUCCAUAUACUAUUUGAUUCAGGCUGUAUUCAUUUUAAUAGAAGGUUAUAUUGUAUAAGAUAGAUGGUGGUCUGCCCAACAAUGGAAGAUUGAGGGCGAGGGGAAGGGCUAGUUAAUCUUUUCUGUAAUUGCUUUUUGGCUGCCAUUAAAACAACAAUGUAGUGCAUUAGAUAUAUCUUCAACUAUUCUUCUGGGAGAAAAGAUCAGCUUUCUUAAUACAGAUUGAAGCUGCAUUCAUGAA